Messenger RNA from Amphimedon queenslandica, 922 nucleotides. RefSeq names its product ER membrane protein complex subunit 10-like. The transcript has 9 exons. The record is from RefSeq and is a predicted model, not a curated record. NCBI's taxonomy places the organism in Eukaryota, Metazoa, Porifera, Demospongiae, Haplosclerida, Niphatidae. Bases 76 to 816 code for a protein of 246 amino acids.
UUUUAAAAGCAAAUCCGUGGAUUCCGUGCAUAUGGUACAUUAUAAACUGCCAUUGUUCCUCGCAGUGUUCUGAGUAUGAAAUGUUUUCUUGUUCUUUUUGUUCUUUUCCUGUGUUCCCUGAGGCCUGGAGAUGGAGCUGGAAAGAAAGUUGUUAAAGAAAAAGGUCGAGCUCCUGUUGUUAAUGAAGUGGGUGGAGCCUUAGACACUGGUUUAAUUCAUUCAUUGGAUCUUGAACACUCCAUUGGAUCAGGAGGAGUGUUUAAAGUACGAGGUACUCUAACGUUUAGAUCCAGUUCCUCUUCUCUCUCUCCCUCUCUCUCUCAAGACACUUUAACUGAUGAAGACAGCAGCCUUUUUGAGAAAGCGGCUCUUAGUAAUGAUUAUUAUUAUAUUAGAAUUAAAAAUAAUAUAACUAAUGUUAAUGAAGGUGAAGCUGAUUAUGUGAUGUCAUUAACAAGUGCAUGUGGUUUAUUAAAAAGUUCUUUAAAAGAUAUAAUCACAAUUCAUGGAGAUGGACAAGGUGGUAUUAUUAGCGUCUCUGUUAGCCCAGUUAAUCCAGUUUUAGAAACUGGUUUGACCUGUAAUGAUGUACAAGGGAGAUCAUUCUUCACAACCACAGUUCAAUAUACUGUCAGUAAAACAGGAGCAGUUCCUAACGUCCAGUCGUAUCUUCAAAGAGAAGAAGCUGAGAAAGCCAAGAAAGAUAACGAAGACAAUAGAUCAUUCUUACAGAAAUACUGGCUGCAUCUUGUGAUUGGAUUCGUUGGUCUUCAGUUCUUAAUGUCAAUGGGAGGAGGAGGAGGAGGGGCCAGUUAAUGAAUAUUAAUUAUUUAUUAUAAAAUGAAUAAUAAUAAUCAUUAGUAUCACAAAAAAUAAACACAAUUAUUACUUCUUGCUUAUACAAACAAGCCAUGCUCCUAAA